Molecule: messenger RNA, 863 nt
Organism: Malania oleifera
Lineage: Eukaryota; Viridiplantae; Streptophyta; Magnoliopsida; Santalales; Ximeniaceae
Product: chaperonin-like RBCX protein 1, chloroplastic
Exons: 6
Coding region: 281-664 (127 amino acids)
Biological process (GO): ribulose bisphosphate carboxylase complex assembly
Molecular function (GO): protein folding chaperone
Source: RefSeq, a predicted model, not a curated record
GCAGAUAUUUAGUGCUCAAUUUAGGAUCUGCUAGACGCUGUAUUGCUCUCAGCUUAUUACUUCAAAAAUUAAAAGAAAAUCGCUAACGGCAGCUUCCUCUUGCUCUACCUCUUCCUCCUCCACACCGGUUGGAUCCACUGUCCACAUUCCAUGGAGUCCUCUGCGGUUUUGCAGCUCUCUUUCCCGCCGAAGCCCGACAGAAUAAGAGCUUAUCCUUCUCAACCAUGGAAGCAGAAGCAGAGGACUUCUCUGCCCGCUCGCUUUCGCUGUCAAAAGAUGUAUGUCCCUGGUCGGAUUUGGAGAAGCGUCGCCAGAAGCCAAAGCGGCCAGAAAUCUCCAUAACUUCUUCACUUACGUCGCUGUUAGUAUCGUCACCGCACAGCUUGAGAGCUAUAAUCCUGAGGCAUAUGAGGAGUUGAUGGAAUUCUUGAGCAGACACUCCUUGAAUGAUGGGGACAAGUUCUGCGCAAAUUUGAUGCGGGAAUCUUCCAGGCAUAAAAACUUAGCCCUGCGCAUUUUAGAGGUUCGGUCUGCAUACUGCAAAAAUGAUUUUGAGUGGGACAACUUGAAGCGUUUGGCAGUCAAGAUGGUUGAUGAAUCCAACACAAGGCUCAUGAGGGAAUAUGUUUUGGAAACUACCACUCAGGCGGAGAAUGAAAACUGAACAUUCUCUGUACCAGCUUGCAUUUCCCACGUGCUUACAUGCAUGCACGUGCUCAAACCCUCGAGAAUUUUAUGUAGUAUGCACAAUGAGUACAUCAUGUUCGUCCAUUUUACACGCGCAUGUAAUAGAAGAGGUCUUUGCCAUGGACCUGAACCUUAACAAUUCUUGGUUAAUAAUGUGCGUAUAGCGUUAAAGGGCA